Messenger RNA from Yamadazyma tenuis ATCC 10573, 559 nucleotides. RefSeq names its product histone H2AZ (gene HTA3). Gene Ontology annotation, biological process: heterochromatin formation. Gene Ontology annotation, cellular component: chromatin; nucleosome. The record is from RefSeq and is a predicted model, not a curated record. NCBI's taxonomy places the organism in Eukaryota, Fungi, Ascomycota, Pichiomycetes, Serinales, Debaryomycetaceae. Gene Ontology annotation, molecular function: DNA binding; structural constituent of chromatin; protein heterodimerization activity.
AUAACUAACAUCUUUUUCUGCUUCGUUUAUUUAAGCAAUUUGUUUUUGAACAACUAAGAAGAAAAGGAUAAUUUGAUAAAUGUCUGGUAAAGGUAAAGUACAUGGAGGAAAAGGUAAAUCCUCUGAGGCCGCUAAGAAUACCACUUCCCAUUCCGCCAGAGCUGGUUUGCAAUUCCCAGUGGGUAGAGUCAAGAGAUAUUUGAAGAGAACCGCCCAAAACAAAAUUAGAGUAGGAUCCAAGUCUGCUAUCUACUUAACUGCUGUCUUGGAAUAUUUAACUGCCGAAGUCUUGGAGUUGGCUGGUAAUGCUGCUAAAGAUUUGAAGGUUAAGAGAAUCACCCCUAGACACUUACAAUUGGCCAUCAGAGGAGAUGAAGAAUUAGACAACUUGAUCAAGGCCACAAUUGCUUUCGGUGGUGUUUUGCCACAUAUCAACAAGGCCUUGUUAUUGAAGGUUGAAAAGAAGCAAAAGAAAUGAUUGGCUAAUUUGUAACACUAGUGUAGAAUAAUAUAUAUGUUGUUUUGACUCCCUAAACGAAUCUUGAAGUACUCCUUUGUU